GAACUCAGAAGGGGUUUAGUUUUGUGAGAGGACUCUUUGAGUGUAUUAUGGCGCGUCACAAAGCAAACGCGCCGCCGCGAGUCACACGACAGCCGGCCAAGCAAAAGUUUUCCGGCGCCGAGAGAUCAGCUCUGUUCGCCAGAAGGGAAGCUGCUAAUGUGCUCCGGACCGUUCUCCGAGGUGACGCCGACCGCCGAGCCGUCGCUUCCAUAAAGUCACUCGUUUUCAGCCCUUCCGUACGCAACAAACGCGCCACUUUCGCUCUCGUUUGCGAGACUCUCAAGCAUCUUAAUGUGAUAAAGGAUGUUCUGGAAAUCGCUAACAUAUUGAAUAGUAAAUGGAAGAGGCAAGAGCCAUUGGUCUACAUUAUUUGCUACGAUAUCCUUUUCGGAAAGGAUACUCCAUCAGUUGGUGAUGCUGAGAAGAUUCUCAUGCGCCAUAAAGAUGCUUUGCUGUCUGGUCUAGCCACGCUUCUAGUGAGAAAGAAAGUUGAAAGCGUAGAUGAGUUGUUGGGUCUUUCUCAGCUUAAAGGUCAUGUAAAACCACGUUAUGUUCGUGUAAAUACACUCAAGAUGGAUGUAGAUUCGGCAGUGCAGGAGCUAGAGAAACAGUAUAAGGUGCAGAAGGAUGAGACAGUUCCUGACUUGUUGGUGAUGCCCCCUGGCAGCGAUUUGCAUGCUCAUCAUUUGGUUAUGAAUGGGCGUAUAUUUUUGCAGGGGAAGGCAAGUUCAAUGGUAGCAGCGGCACUGCAGCCACAAGCAGGAUGGGAGGUUCUUGAUGCCUGUUCAGCUCCAGGAAACAAAACUGUUCAUCUUGCUGCUCUUAUGAAAGGACACGGAAAAAUCAUAGCAUGCGAGCUAAAUGAAGAACGUGUAAAGCGUUUGGAACAGACUAUAAAGCUGUCUGGUGCUACCAAUAUUGAAGUCUUUCAUGGUGAUUUUUUGGGCCUAGAUCCGAAAGAUCCUUCUUUUGCAAAGGUUCGGGCUAUAUUAUUAGAUCCUUCUUGCUCUGGCUCGGGAACAAUCACAGAUCGUUUGGACCAUCUCCUUCCUUCUCAUUCAGCAGAUAACAUGAACUAUGACUCCAUGAGACUGCACAAGCUCGCUGUUUUCCAGAAGAAGGCUCUUGCUCAUGCGCUCUCCUUUCCACAUGUUGAGAGAGUAGUAUACAGCACAUGCUCCAUCCAUCAGAUAGAAAACGAAGAUGUUGUCUCAUCUGUUUUACCUCUGGCUUCAUCCUUUGGCUUCGAACUUGCUACCCCUUUUCCUCAGUGGCAGCGUCGUGGUCUCCCUGUAUUUGCCGGAUCUGAACAUUUACUUAGGAUGGAUCCAGUCGAGGACAAAGAAGGGUUCUUCAUCGCUUUGUUCAUUAAGACAAACAAACUCAAUAACCCAACAUCGUCUGAACUUCCCGAGAGAGAAUGUAGAAGAAGACGCAAACAAAGAACCAAACAAUAUCAUCCGUUUCUUUGGCCCAAAGUGUUUUUUAGAGCUUGGAAUGGGAGCUUACACGGGCGUAGGAGGAAACCCGUAUGAAGAACCAACUCAGAAGACCAGGUUCCUAUUCUCAUGUGAUAGUUGUCAAAUUUUGUUCCUGCCUUUGAUCUUCAUGUUGUCAUCGAAAUUUUUGCAACAAAGGCAUGAAAGAAAUAUCGGAAACCUCUUAAACUUUUUUAUUCACAUUGAAAUGCACUUUAUU
Molecule: messenger RNA, 1698 nt
Organism: Eutrema salsugineum
Lineage: Eukaryota; Viridiplantae; Streptophyta; Magnoliopsida; Brassicales; Brassicaceae
Product: probable 28S rRNA (cytosine-C(5))-methyltransferase
Exons: 13
Coding region: 48-1535 (495 amino acids)
Biological process (GO): rRNA base methylation
Cellular component (GO): nucleolus
Molecular function (GO): methyltransferase activity
Source: RefSeq, a predicted model, not a curated record